Phaethon lepturus (White-tailed tropicbird) is the source of this 2001-nucleotide messenger RNA. It is a transcript of the gene GRIA3, whose product is annotated as glutamate receptor, ionotropic, AMPA 3. The record is from RefSeq and is a predicted model, not a curated record. Gene Ontology annotation, biological process: monoatomic ion transport; synaptic transmission, glutamatergic; modulation of chemical synaptic transmission. Gene Ontology annotation, molecular function: transmitter-gated monoatomic ion channel activity involved in regulation of postsynaptic membrane potential; AMPA glutamate receptor activity. Lineage: Eukaryota; Metazoa; Chordata; Aves; Phaethontiformes; Phaethontidae. Gene Ontology annotation, cellular component: postsynaptic membrane; dendritic spine; AMPA glutamate receptor complex. The annotation marks the transcript as partial. The transcript is spliced from 11 exons.
CCCAUCAUAGGUGGACUUUUCAUGAGGAACACCGUUCAGGAGCACAGUGCAUUUCGAUUUGCUGUGCAGUUAUACAACACAAACCAAAAUACCACGGAAAAGCCCUUCCAUUUGAACUAUCAUGUAGAUCACUUGGACUCUUCAAACAGUUUUUCUGUGACAAAUGCUUUCUGUUCACAGUUUUCCAGAGGAGUUUAUGCCAUUUUUGGAUUCUAUGACCAGAUGUCAAUGAACACACUGACGUCAUUUUGUGGAGCCCUUCACACAUCCUUCAUCACACCCAGCUUCCCAACUGAUGCAGAUGUGCAGUUUGUCAUCCAGAUGCGGCCAGCAUUAAAAGGAGCCAUCUUGAGUCUCUUGACCCAUUAUAAGUGGGAAAAAUUUGUGUACCUCUAUGACACAGAACGGGGAUUUUCCAUUCUUCAGGCGAUUAUGGAAGCAGCGGUACAGAACAACUGGCAAGUGACAGCCAGAUCUGUAGGAAGCAUAAAGGAUGUUCAAGAGUUCAGAAGAAUUAUAGAGGAGAUGGACAGACGUCAAGAAAAAAGAUACUUAAUUGACUGUGAAGUAGACAGAAUCAACACCAUUUUGGAACAGGUUGUAAUCCUUGGCAAACAUUCUAGAGGCUAUCACUACAUGUUAGCUAACCUGGGUUUCACAGACAUUGUUCUGGAGAGAGUGAUGCACGGAGGUGCCAACAUUACUGGAUUCCAGAUUGUUAAUAGUGAAAACCCAAUGGUUCAACAGUUUCUACAACGCUGGGUGAGGCUCGAUGAAAGAGAAUUCCCUGAAGCCAAAAAUUCACCAUUAAAGUAUACGUCUGCACUGACCCAUGAUGCAGUCCUGGUCAUAGCAGAGGCUUUCCGCUACCUCCGAAGACAGCGUGUGGAUGUCUCCAGGAGAGGUAGUGCCGGAGACUGCUUGGCCAACCCUGCAGUACCAUGGAGCCAAGGAAUUGAUAUAGAAAGAGCGCUGAAAAUGGUGCAAGUUCAAGGAAUGACGGGGAACAUCCAGUUUGACACCUAUGGGCGGAGAACAAAUUACACAAUUGAUGUGUAUGAAAUGAAAGCCGCUGGAUCACGGAAGGCUGGUUAUUGGAACGAAUAUGAAAGAUUUGUGCCAGCAUUAGAUCAGCUGACGUCUAACGACACUUCAUCUGUGGAGAACAGAACUAUAGUAGUCACUACCAUCUUGGAAUCACCAUAUGUAAUGUAUAAGAAAAACCAUGAACAACUAGAAGGGAAUGAGAGAUAUGAAGGAUAUUGUGUAGACUUAGCUUCUGAAAUAGCAAAACAUGUUGGAAUAAAAUACAAACUGUCAAUUGUUGGAGAUGGGAAAUAUGGAGCUAGGGACCCUGAGACUAAGAUAUGGAAUGGCAUGGUGGGUGAACUGGUCUAUGGGAGAGCAGAUAUAGCUGUUGCCCCCCUCACCAUAACAUUGGUGCGAGAAGAAGUCAUAGACUUUUCCAAACCCUUUAUGAGCCUGGGCAUCUCCAUCAUGAUCAAGAAGCCUCAGAAAUCUAAACCGGGCGUAUUCUCUUUCCUGGAUCCUUUGGCUUAUGAAAUUUGGAUGUGUAUAGUCUUUGCGUACAUUGGCGUCAGCGUAGUUCUUUUCCUAGUCAGCAGAUUCAGCCCUUACGAAUGGCACUUGGAAGACAGCAGUGAAGAACCACGUGACCCUCAGAAUCCUCCUGACCCUCCAAAUGAGUUUGGAAUAUUUAACAGCCUUUGGUUUUCCCUGGGUGCCUUUAUGCAGCAAGGAUGCGAUAUUUCUCCAAGAUCUCUCUCAGGGCGAAUUGUCGGAGGAGUCUGGUGGUUCUUCACUCUCAUCAUUAUCUCUUCCUACACUGCUAAUCUUGCUGCCUUCCUUACGGUGGAAAGGAUGGUUUCUCCCAUAGAGAGCGCAGAAGACCUGGCUAAACAAACUGAAAUAGCCUAUGGCACUUUGGAUUCAGGCUCAACCAAAGAAUUCUUUAGAGUAAGUCUGUUAAAUCUCCAUUAG